Messenger RNA from Theobroma cacao (cacao), 611 nucleotides. RefSeq names its product root meristem growth factor (gene RGF8). Lineage: Eukaryota; Viridiplantae; Streptophyta; Magnoliopsida; Malvales; Malvaceae. The record is from RefSeq and is a predicted model, not a curated record.
AAAAAAAAAAAUCUUCAGAGAGUUGAAGUGAUAUGGAGCUGUUAGUAGUCAUUACUGUGCUUUGUUUUAGCUUCUUGGCAUUGCAAACACCUUGUACUUCCCUGCAAAUCCAGCUGCAAUCAUCAACUGAACAAGGAGCAGCAAAAGGAGUUCAGCUUUCUCUCCCCACACUGCCAAGGAAGCUCAGAUUCACUGAGGAAUUAGUAGAAUUUAAAGGAAAUGGAGCUCAACAUUCAAUUUCAAACACCAAGCAGAAGGAAGAUGUUUCAGGGAAAGCAUACCAGAAAGAGGAAGCUAGAGUUCAUGGAAGUCGAGGCACAAGGCAUGAAUGGGUGGAGGGCCCCGACGUUUCACAAUAUUUUACGAUGGAUUAUUCCAACGUAAGAAGACGACGACCCAUACAUAACAAGUCACUGCCGGUUGGUCCUUGAAACAUGGGGAUGAUACCCUUAGUUUCUGCUUGCUUGCUUGCUGCUGCUGCUGCUUUCAGUCCCCCAAGAGUACAGAACAAACAUUUUAGGAUCACAAUUUUGUUAUAAAAAACACACAGUAGUAGUCAUGCUUUUUGUAAUUAUCCAUAUGAGGAAUAUGUCUUGUUUUCUUUCCGUUCA